Laccaria bicolor S238N-H82 is the source of this 1266-nucleotide messenger RNA. RefSeq lists its product as uncharacterized. The transcript is spliced from 4 exons. Gene Ontology annotation, molecular function: protein serine/threonine phosphatase activity. The record is from RefSeq and is a predicted model, not a curated record. NCBI's taxonomy places the organism in Eukaryota, Fungi, Basidiomycota, Agaricomycetes, Agaricales, Hydnangiaceae. The coding region runs from base 1 to 1266 and encodes 421 amino acids.
AUGAACACGCUGGGCUACGUCGCCCGCCAGUUCGAUGUCCUUGCUUCCUCAAAGCCUCUCCCAACCUCGUCGUCGACAUCCAUUGCGACCGCCCAUCGCAGGAGAAGGUCAGAACGCUCCUCUGAUCCCCAUUCUCCAGAUAUCCCAUUACAAAGGGUCAGCACCUGGUCUACAAACUUCCUCUUCCCUCCAACUUCCUCACAUCCCUCAUCCACCCCGAGGCGUACCCGCUCUUCGCCCUCCUUUGUCUCCAUUCCCAAUCAGCCACCACCAGUCAUUCAACCAGCGACCGAUCCCUUGCCGACACGCUCAAAAACUCACAUUGAAUCCGUCAUCAACCAGAUAUUCUUCAUACGCGUGUUCCUUGUCGUAUGGGAUAAUGUCAAGGCAGUCUGGUCGUCUCUCACCCAUCACGUCACCAUUUUCACCUGGCCCAACCCGAUCACGAUAGAACAUCCACCGUUACCGUCAGAGAAGGAUGUAGUACAGACUCUUCCUCUGUCCGCAGCUCAAGCCACAGAGCAAUACAUUCAUUUGCAUACCGCCGAGCCAGAAUCGACGAUCUCUAGUCCUCUCACUGGUCCCCCACCAUCUGUUCAAUCACCCUCCACACCUAAAACCUCUCGUUCCUCCACCCCCACACUUAACGCCAAGAAGACCCCGUUCCACCUUCCAAAGACUUUGGUUCUUGACCUCGACGAAACGCUAAUACACUCAACAUCCCGUCCUAUGUUUUCGCAAGCUAGCAAUGGAUCAGGGCUGCUCAGCCUCGGCUCUUUCGGACGAUCUAACAAGGGUGCAGGUCACGUCGUUGAAGUUGCGUUGGGAGGUCGGAGCACGUUGUACCACGUUUACAAGCGUCCCUUUGUUGACUUUUUCCUCAGGACUGUUUCGGGAUGGUAUACGUUAGUCAUAUUUACGGCAUCAAUGCAAGAGUAUGCAGACCCAGUUAUUGACUGGCUUGACGCCGGAAGCGGAAUUCUGACCCACCGCUUCUUCCGAGACUCAUGUACCCAAUUGCCGAAUGGAUCUUACACAAAAGAUCUCUCAAUCGUGGAAGCUGACCUUUCUAGGGUCUGUCUUGUUGAUAAUUCACCGGUCAGUUAUCGGGUUAAUGAAGCGAACGGCAUUCCUAUUGAAGGUUGGACUCACGACCCAUCAGAUGAAGCUUUACUUGACCUCUUACCUGUUCUGGACUCGUUGCGAUUCACCUCCGACGUCCGUCGGGUUCUUGGUUUACGCUCAGCCGGCGUGCACCACUCAUAG